AUGAGUGAGUUCGAAAGGACGAUGGAAGCCCUACCUACCGAGGAAUCUGCUAUUCCACCGAACCAAAGCGAUGAUGCCACUUCGGAUAAUGACGACAACCAUUUGCCGCUGCAAAAUCAGUGCGAUAUGCAGCUUGUUCAGAUUCUGCAAGAUAUGGUGCCUCUCAAUAACUUCAAUGAUAUCAUAGGCAUCAUUAAGAAUGCCAAAAAUUCCAUGGAAGUGCGGCACUUUCUGUACAAUAUAGUUUACAAACACCACCUCUGCUUUGACCCACUGAAUGGACACAACUAUCGUGUGGCAGUUCUACAGUCACUCACAUCUGUGGCCCCACGCACGCACUGCAUGCAUGAGUGGUUUGAUUGUGUGGACCGCUUUCGGCGUCUGGGCUUCAUUCUUACCCGCACCUACGCUGCGGAGGGGUAUACGACCAUCCGACAGUGGCUUUCAACCUGCUUCAACUUUGAUGGGCGCACACCACGGAUCAUAACAGAGGGCAUCUCGCACAUACGUGAGCUCACGCAAUGGUGCCAGGAGGAUCGCCUUGUUUUUGAUCACGUACUGUACACGCGCAUCGUAUUCCUGCUAACGAUGAUGGUCAGCUUUUUUGACCGCCAAAAUCUCUACCGGGCGUCCUUUCCCGCCAAUUUUGCCAAACGUGAUGGCAUUGUAGUGGAAUGGGUUGUGGGCAAUGAGCGCUCCACCGACUACGACGAGUGCGUCCUGCAAUGCGAUGCCUUCCUCGAGGAGAUCCUCGACUGGCUGCACAAGGACGUCCCGUCGCGGCCGAGCUUCAGCCUGAUGUACCGUCUUAUGGACUACUACUUCGCCACAGACAACGUGGCGAAGAUGCUGGCGACGAUGGAGGACGCGGUGGCCUACGGCCUCCCCAUCGCGGAGAGCAGCAGCGCGAAGCUGUUACAGCUGGCCUGCGCCCUGAACUACCCUACCGUCCCCGCCCUCUUCCUUCGCUGGCGCGUGGCCCUGCCCCAGUGCGUCCUCGCCACGCCGGACAUGAGCCGGCUGCUGCUUUACUACGGCCGCGCGGGGGGGGGGCGGCCCUGCCCCGUCUGCGGGGAGUCUUUCAACCACCGCAACGCGAGCGUCUAUCAGUGGCGGCUGACUCCCCCCCACCAGCGCCGCUGCCCCGCCCUCGCCAUGGCCAGGGUGGCGAAGGGAGAGCUUGAGGAGUGCCGCGCGCUUCCGCAGAACGCGGACUGGGCGGGGAAGGCCUUCCAGCUCUGGGAGCUCUCCCGCCGACGGUCUAUUGAGUGGACAACGGUCGAGUGGCGGGCCUUUCUGCUCUGCUGUAUGUUCUCAGCCAGGGCACUGGAGGCUGUGGAGCUCAUGAAUCACCAUAUUGACCCGAGCAAGAUGGACGAUUUCCUCCGAGCGACGCUCAUGAGAUUGCUGCGGCAUCACGCCCCUGAACAUGCGGUCACCACCCUGGAGCAGUGGACCGAAUGCCAAUACAAAAUAUCCCCAAUUGCCUUGCAGGAGGGCCUUAUGGCUGCUGCGGCAGUCGACGACGCGGAUUCGCGCUACUACGGAAUGCAACGUUUUUGGAAAGGCAUUUUGGAAAAGGAUGCCUACAUUAUGCCUUUUACAAAGCGCAACUUACAAAAGCGAUAUACCGCGCUUCUGCAGCAAGAAGGUGGCUUGUCAGAGGAAGAAAUUAAUUUUUUUGAUGUGAUUAUUGCAUCAAAACCUGAAAAAUUGUCCCUGCUGGAUCUGAAGGACAGCGCAUCCGAUUAUAUGGUUGGGACAUUCAUAAAAAAUGUCUAUAUACCGUCAUCAGUUCCACAGCACUUGAAUGGGAAUAAAACGCAACCAAACUAG
Phytomonas sp. Hart1 is the source of this 1836-nucleotide messenger RNA. NCBI's taxonomy places the organism in Eukaryota, Euglenozoa, Kinetoplastea, Trypanosomatida, Trypanosomatidae. The record is from the annotation of a GenBank genome assembly.